AUGGCUGGCUCAGACCACAUUGUCACAGAGUCGGUACCUUCUCAAGAGGGGACAAAGACCUCGGAGAAAGAAAUUGCCGAACAGGACGAUGUCGCACAAGUCGAGAGAGUCAUGUCUGGAGGAAGCGAACCGCACAAAGAUUUUAUGGACUUUGACCGAAUCGACAAAGAUGUUGCGAAGUAUGCCAGCACUGGACGUGUUGAGAUCUCUGAGGCAGAGAACAAACGAUUGAGGAGAAUGAUUGACAUGCGUGUUCUUGCUAUCAUGGUCCCAACGUAUUUUCUUCAAACUCUCGACAAGGGGACCAUGUCCUUUGCCUCAAUAAUGGGGAUUCGAGAAGACCUUGGUCUACAUGCUCAGCAGUACUCCUGGCUAACCACGUGUAUCUACAUUGCCGUGUUGAUCGUGGAAUAUCCUACCAACUGGACGAUUCAAAGAGUUCCAAUUGCCAAAUAUCUCAGUCUGAACAUCUGCCUAUGGGGCGCCAUUCUCGCUCUUCACUCUGUCGCUAAGAACUUUACUGCUCUGGUUACGUUGAGAACACUGCUCGGAAUUUUCGAAGCUGUCUGCCAGCCCAGUUUCCUGGUCCUGAGCAGCAUGUGGUACAAGCGAGAAGAACAAGCGGAAACAGUCACAUAUUGGUACAUGAUGAACGGAGGACAACAAAUCGUGGGUGGUCUCUUGGCCUACUGCUUUACUUUGAUCGAGUCCGGACCUCUUAAAUCAUGGCAAGCAAUCUUCAUUGCCUACGGUUGCCUUUCCGUUCUUUGGGGACUCUUCGUCGGCUAUUGGCUGCCAGAUAGCCCGAUGAAAGCCAAGUGCUUUUCAGAAGAGGAUAAAAGAUUGAUGGUCGAGAGGGUCCGCAGCAAUCAGACUGGGUUACAAAACAAGAAAUUCAGGCCAGAACAAGUCAAAGAGGCGUUUCUCGAUCCUCAGACCUACUGCUACUGCCUCAUCGCCAUCUGCACCACUCUUCCAACUUCGGGGCUGGGUGCCUUCGCAAACAUCAUUAUCACCGGAUUUGAUUUCACUGUGCUUCAAACGCAACUUCUCGCCAUGGUGCUCGGUGCCGUAAUUAUCAUAAUUCUACUCAGCUCGACGUGGCUCGUCAAAAGGACUGGCCAAAACUGUUUGGUCAUGGGAUUAUUUGUCAUACCGUCCUUCGUGGGGACCAUUGUGCUUAUGAGCGUGGAGAACCGCGAUACUGCCACGAAAGUCGGUCUUCUCAUCAGCUAUUACAUUGUGCUCUCGUUCUGGGCGGCCCAAACCCUGGCCAUGAGUAUGAUCUCUAGGAAUAUCGGCGGUCAGACUAAGAAAACUAUCGUGGUGACCAUGAAUUUUGUAUCCUGGUGCACCGGCAAUGCAAUCGGUCCCCAGGUCUUUCUGUCCUAUGAUGCACCACGCUACUUCAUUGCAUUCGCAACGCACAUGGGUUGUUACGUCCUGCUGGUAUUGGUCAUAGUCUUCCUUCGGUUCCAACUCGUACGUCAGAACCGCAAGAAAGACGCGUUGGCGUCUGCUGGGAUUCGGGAGGCCAAGGAUGAACACUAUGUGCACGCAUUUGAUGAUCUUACCGACCGGGAGAACCCCAACUUCCGAUACAUUUAUUGA
Messenger RNA from Rhinocladiella mackenziei CBS 650.93, 1611 nucleotides. RefSeq lists its product as uncharacterized. The transcript is spliced from 5 exons. Gene Ontology annotation, cellular component: membrane. Gene Ontology annotation, molecular function: transmembrane transporter activity. Lineage: Eukaryota; Fungi; Ascomycota; Eurotiomycetes; Chaetothyriales; Herpotrichiellaceae. Gene Ontology annotation, biological process: transmembrane transport. The coding region runs from base 1 to 1611 and encodes 536 amino acids. The record is from RefSeq and is a predicted model, not a curated record.